Messenger RNA from Nannizzia gypsea CBS 118893, 852 nucleotides. RefSeq lists its product as hypothetical. The transcript is spliced from 5 exons. Lineage: Eukaryota; Fungi; Ascomycota; Eurotiomycetes; Onygenales; Arthrodermataceae. The coding region runs from base 1 to 852 and encodes 283 amino acids. The record is from RefSeq and is a predicted model, not a curated record.
AUGGCAGGCGAUCGUGGUCUGUGGCUCAGCACAGCAACGGUUCUAUUCUUUAGCUGGGCAAUUUUGGCAUGCGGGGUCCGAGUAUGGAUAAUAGCUACUCUGCACGUUGCAGCAAAUUUCUGGGCUGUCGACAGCGGUUACGGGCGCCCAAUUGUGGAUAUUGGAGACUUGCGCAUGCACAAUGUACAGAAGGCGCUUUUUAUCGGUCAUAUAGCCUAUAUCGGUUCCACUGGGCUGUCAAGAGUGUCUACAGCAUUCUUUAUCGGGCAACUGACCCGUCAUUCUCCCCGAGUUAGGAUGUCAUACUUGCUAGCCAGCGCAGCGGGGGGAUGGACCAUGAUUUCAAUCCCCAUAGUUGCUAUGCGAGGCAAGCUCUCUCAGCCUUGGACUGUAUUAGAUGGUGGCAAGUCAAUGUUCUAUAGGUGGAUUGCUGUUGAAGUGGGGGCAAUGGUGAUUGAGAUUGCACUGUGGCUGCUUUCUCUGUCCCUUAUCUGGGGGCUUCAGAUGAAUCGCCAGAAGCAAAUUCUGAUACUUGCAGCUUUCGGUUCCCGCCUCUUGAUUCUUCCCAUCCUCUCAAUGCGCCUAUCUUAUCUCUCGCCUGAAAAGAACUACAAUCCGACUUUCACAAGCAUUGUCCCUCAUAUACUCAUGGAGGCUGCCCUGAACUACGCACUAGCCUCCACAUCACUUACCUCACUUAAACCUCUCCUCAAACCCUUCCAUACGGGCGCAAUUGCUAAUAGAAUCAGGUGUGAAAACUCGGGGAUAUAUUCCGGAGCUCGAUUAGAGGGUCAAGGGAUUUAUAUGCUUACUCCAGUCUCUAGAGGCUCAGAAGGGCAAAGCAUACAGUGA